This is a messenger RNA of Didymodactylos carnosus, 2544 nucleotides long. The record is from the annotation of a GenBank genome assembly. NCBI's taxonomy places the organism in Eukaryota, Metazoa, Rotifera, Eurotatoria, Philodinida, Philodinidae.
AUGCUUAGUACAGUUGUAUCAGCUGACAUUGAUCAUUCAUCGCAAUCUUCCACAACUUCAUCGUCCUCUUGUUCAUCAUUAUUAGUAACAUCACCAUCAGCAUCAUCAUCACAUGAUAGUUUAUUAAAUUCGCAUCAUUCAACAACUCAACAAGAAACAAUAAAUAGUAAUCCGUUUGAUUUUCAUGAUUUCAAUUUACAACUUCAACAAAUGUCAUCUACAUUUAACAAUAAUCAUGAUACAACAAAUGGAGAUGGUGGUAGUUAUGGAAUAUCGGCAUCAAUGAUAAAUAUGAUGGGUUUCGAUCAAGAACAUGCAGCAUAUGCUAAAAAAAGUCAAAAUAUGACCGAAUGUGUUCCUGUACCAAGUUCGGAACAUGUCGCAGAAAUUGUUGGACGUCAAGGAUGUAAAAUAAAAGCAUUACGUUCAAAAACUAAUACUUAUAUUAAAACACCGGUAAGAGGAGAUGAACCUGUAUUUAUUAUAACUGGUCGUAAAGAAGAUGUUCAUUUGGCUAAAAAAGAAAUAUUAUCAGCUGCUGAACAUUUUUCACAAAUACGUGCGGCACGAAAGCAACAAGGAAAUAAUCAAAAUGGUACAAUUACUAAUAGUAGUAGUAGUAGUAAUAACGGAAAUGGCAGCAAUAAUAAUAUAUUGCAACAAAAUUCAUUACCAUCGAUUAAUAACACUCAUUCACAUGGUCUUUCAAUGCCCGGUAAUUUAACAACGACACCAACAACGAUGAUAAAUAAAAAUAAUAAUCAUAUUUUACCAUCAACAUCAGCUUCGGUCUCAUCUACAUCGACAACAUCUUCGUGUUUGUCAGCUCCAUUGAUACAGCCAACAUCAAGUUCGUCGCAAUCAUCCACAUCUCAAACAACCAUACAGGUUCGUGUGCCAUAUCGUGUAGUAGGGUUAGUUGUCGGUCCAAAAGGUGCUACCAUCAAGCGUAUUCAACAAACGACAAAUACAUAUAUCGUUACUCCCGGUCGUGAUAAAGAGCCAAUAUUUGAAAUUGCUGGUUUACCAGAGAAUGUUGAAGCAGCCAAAAUUGAAAUCGAAAGUCAUAUUGCUGUACGCACAGGCAACACUGAUUAUCCUGGUAAUCAAUCGCCAACAGGUUUAAACGAACAACAAAGUGUUAUUAAUACGAUGAAUAUUUAUGGUAAUUUUGUUGGCUCAGAUGGAGAUAAUGAUUAUGAUCACUCAUAUCUUGGCAACAAUAAUAAUUUAUUUUGUAAUGGAACAGAUAUAAUUGAUUUGAAUAAUCAUUGCUCAAAAUUAGGUAAAUUAUCGUCUGUUGAUAACAAUAAUAAAUUGUCGUCAAAAUUUAGUCACCAUUUGUCAUUACCAUUUCAUCCAUCAAACACACUUCAAUCACAUCAUUCUACAAAUGUAUUAUCUUGCUCAAAAAAAACAAUAUCUGAAAAUUAUCAAACAUUAUCUCAGUCAAAUUAUUUUCCAUUGAAUGAUUAUUCAUCAAAUAUUGCCACCAUUAAAAAUGGAGCAAAUUCAUCUUCGUUCGAUCAUUUACUGUGUGAUACAUCGUCAUCAUCAACAACCACAACUACAACAGCUCAAAAGAAUAAUAAUAAUAAUAAUAAUGAUUUAUCAACAAUUUUAGAUGUUUUAAAAACAAAUUCAUCAUUAUUUGCUGAUACAAUUCCAUCAUCAACUACGUCUGUUUCAUCAGUAUGGCCAUCAGCUUCUUCAUCAACAUCAAAUUUAUUUCCAACAACGAUUACUCCACCAGCCGUGACCACGCAUUCAACAGCAGCGAAUGAUGUACAAUCGCAAAUGUAUGGUGGUUCGAGUUCGACUGCAUAUUUAUUCUAUAUGCCAAAUCGUAGUCGUAGUGAAUGUAGUAUAGAAUUAAAUAAUAUGAGAAAAUCUUUAUCUCCAUUUACCACUCCAGGUGUUAGUGGUGGUAUUGUGGAUAAUACUAAUCAUUCUGAACAUUUUCUUAUGGCAAAUCCACAAGUAAUGGAUACAAAUAAAUCAUCGGUUCGUCGUAUGCAUAGUGAUCCAUUAGUAAAUAAUUACUCAUAUUUACAGUUUAUGUCAACACAAGAAAAUUUUCCACUCAUGUGUAACACAACCGAUAUAAAUAAUAAUUCAUUGAUCGACGCAUCAUCAUUAUUAUUAUCACCACCAACAGCCACCGUUGCUCAACAAGAUCUAUUUUCAACCGUACCAUCAUCUACGUCAAAUACAACAACAAAUUCAUUAACACCAACUCCAGCUUUAUCACUGAAUGAUCAUCAAUCAUCAUUAAAUACAUUAUUUGCUCAUGCAGUUCAACGUCGUUUAAAUGAAUCAUCCAACAGUUGUAAAACAACCACAACUACCACAAGUUAUUUAUCACCAUCGUCACCUACUUAUCAACAAUGUUCACAAUGCGGUCAAACAGCAUUGGCUUCAACAUCACCGUGUGGUCAUCUCUGCUAUUGUUUUGAUUGUGCUGUUCAUUCAUCAACAACAACAAAAUAUUGUCCUUUAUGUAAUAAUAAUACAUUUGGUGCUCAACAUGUCACAACAUAUUGA